This is a messenger RNA of Haliotis rufescens (red abalone), 3539 nucleotides long. RefSeq lists its product as uncharacterized. Gene Ontology annotation, molecular function: S-adenosylmethionine-dependent methyltransferase activity. The record is from RefSeq and is a predicted model, not a curated record. The transcript has 4 exons. Lineage: Eukaryota; Metazoa; Mollusca; Gastropoda; Lepetellida; Haliotidae. The coding region runs from base 124 to 1008 and encodes 294 amino acids.
UGUCACACAUACAACUUCCUCUCUCUCCAGCGUGUUGACCAGCGUGUUUAGCUGAUUGUAGAACGUGCCGUUUUUCUGUUUCGAAGUUAAACCAAUUUAGGAUCACACAUCAAGGGAUUAGAAAUGGCGACUGUGCUUGGAAUAGACCACAAGACUCUUGCCAUGUCCACUGUGGCGUUGUCAGUGGGCGUGGCCGCCUACAGCACGUAUCGACUGUAUGCUGAGCGGAGAGGCAAAGAGAGCGACAAUGUUUAUGAAUCGCGGAAACUGUUGAAUGAGUAUUUGGUGUUCCACUUUGGGACGCCGCAAGAAGUACUCAAGUACGACUUUGGUCCCAAGGACUCGCUAGAUUUUCCAAGACGAUGUGCAGAGUUGUGUUUGAAACAUUAUAGAGACAAUUCAGGAAUUCCGAACCGAGCUCUGGAUAUCGGCUGUGCAGUUGGAAGGUCCACGUUCGAACUGUGUCGAGUUGUAGAGCAGGUAGUGGGGAUUGACUACAGCCAGUCCUUCGUUGAUGCGUGCAAUGCACUGAAGACUGAUGGGAAGAUGGACUAUUUUGUUGUUGAUGAGGGAGACCUGACCACCGACCUUGUUGCUAGGGUAGCACCCGAUAUUGACCGAUCUCGAGCGGAGUUCCAGCAGGGCGAUGCGUGUGCUUUGCGAAGCGAUCUGGGAAAGUUUGGGAUUGUUCUGGCUGCCAACCUCAUCUGUCGACUCCACCAUGCCACUGCCUUCCUUCAGCGCCUCCCUGGACUUGUGGCCUCUGGGGGCGUGGUUGUCAUCACCGCGCCGUACACAUGGCUCCCAGACUUUACGGACAAGGAGAACUGGCUGGGGGGCUACAAGGACGCCAGUGGCAACGCAGUCACGGGCUUCUCCGCCCUCAAGAAGUGGCUCAGCCCAGACUUCGACCUGCUGGAGGAGGUCAACAUGCCCUUCUUCAUACGGGAGACGGCGCGCAAGAACCAGUGGACAGUCGCCCAUGCCACUGUGUGGAGGAGGAAGUAGACUUUCCAUGGAGAGGAGUAAUCAUUAUUUAACAAGAACCAGUGGAUGAUUGCCCGUAUCACUGUGUAUGGAGAUAUAUUUUACGGAGAGGGAUCUUGGUGGGAAGGAGUAAUCAUUGUUUAACAAGAACCAGUGAAUGCUUGCCCAGUUCACUGUGUGGAGAUGUAUGUAAACCUACUGACUGUCCAGUCAAUUUGCCCGGAUCCAGCUGUGCUGUUGUGUUUUGUUUCACAGUCUGCAGCUGUCUUCCACAGACUUGUUUUGUUUGUUGUGUUAUGCAGUCAGCAAUAUUCCAGUUAUAUCAACGCAGCCUGUAAAUAAUUGAGUCCAGACCAUACAGACUAAAGAUUGCUAUAAGCAUGAGUGAGGUAGUUAAAAGUUAUGUCACGUUGGCAAUAGUUCAGCCAUAUUGUGACUUGAACAACUUAUACAAUUACAUGAUACUGAUACAGGCAAUGUCCCACACAGUCCGGUCGUGAUGACCCGGUCAACUACCUCCCAAAAGCUUGAAGCUCAGCAGUGUUCAGGAGGGUGUAUACGUAUCUUCAUUAACUUUAUGUUAAUCAAGAUGGCACUAUAUUUUCAUUAUAUUUAUUGCAACAAUAAUUAUUUAUUCCACCUUUCGGUGUCCUUGUUCCCACUUAACCAGUGCUCAUGGCUGGAGACUGAUUACAAGGUGAAAGUGUUCAUGCUGUGUUCAGUACCGUGUUGUUAUGUUGAUGCAGAUGUUAUAAAUUAUGUUGAAUUUUUCAUAUUUGUUUCACUUCAAAUUACUGUGCAAAUUCCACCUGUUCAUGUGUCCCAGUAAUAUUUUUAUAACUUAUUUUGGUGCUGUGUGUCAGGAUCUCAAGGCCAAAGCCAUGACAAAGUGAACAACACCCAUGCCCACCAAUAGAAAAAAUGUCGGCUUAACAAUGUUUUCAUAUUUUCAUUGUCAAUUCCAUAAGUUUAAUAAGUCACUCAUAUAAUGUUUCUUGUAUAUAUUGGAUGCACAUUGGCAACACAAAUUAAGAACCAAAACCUCCCCCAGGCAUAUCUUAUUUUAAUUCUCCAUCAACUUCACAUUAUCCCAAAUAUAACAUUUGUUAUGUUAAACUUCACAUUAAACUAAAAUACAUCAAUUGCCCAAUACAUGUAUUUGUUAUCCUAUCAACACGUUUUGCAAGGGUAUUAUAAAGAUGGAUACUGUCUGUGCUUUGUGCAUCUGUACGUGUUAGUUGCCGUUUCUGGAGUAGAUCUUGAAAACAAACAAUAUUUCUUCACCAAACUUAGCACCUAGGUAGGUAGGCAAAUGGUGCCUUUUGAUAGUUUGGAAUUUCGGAAAACUUUAUUUUUGAGCCUCCAUGUUUUGACUUAUUGAAAAUGGCAGUAGUGCUCUAUUUUCAGAGCACAUCUUGAAAAUGAGGCUUCACCAAACUUGGCACAUUGAUAGGUCUAGUGGUGAACUGGCACCUUUUCAUGGUUUGGGAUUUAAUUUUUUUAUUUACUUUUUGAAGUUUCUGUUGCAACAACUGUAACUCUAGCGGAAAAUGAAGUUGUGAUAAUUUUAGGAAAAAGAUUUGAAAACUGUAUAAUAUUUUUUCACCAAACUUGGUAAGCUGGUGACUUUUGAUAGUUGGGGAUGUAAAAAAUCUUCUUUUUUUUCAAGUUUCUAUAGCAACAACUUGUGACUUAGAUUGAAAAUAGUGGUAGUGUUGUUUCAGGAGCAGAUCUUGAAAACCAUAUAAUGUUGCCUUUUGAUAGUUUGGGAUUUAAAAAAAAAAUAAUUCAGAUUCCAUGGCAACAACUUUAAAAUUGGGUGUAGUUAUGCAAUCAGUAUAACUAGUUGAUGCAUUCGCAACAAGUAUUUUCUAAUGUGGGGGAUAUCAAUGUCUUUGUCCAGUUUUUAUUAUUUAGAGGAUAUACUUUUUCAAUCUCAAAUAAUCUUAAAUUUGAUAUUUUAAUCAACGAAAACAUAAUUUGAUCACACAUGUAUCAUGUUGUUUUACAUUUGAUUUACUUGUUAUUAUAUUAGUGAGUAAAUGAGUGAAUAUAGUUUUACACCGCUUAAGCAAUAUUCCAGAAAUAUCACAGCAGGGGACACCAGAUGGGCUUAUCACAUUGUACCCAUGUGGGGAAUUGAACCCGGGCCCUUGGCGAGACGAGCAAAUGCUUUAACCACAAGGCUACCCCAACCCCCCUUAUUAUUGUCAGAAAGAUAUCUUUUUGUUGGCAUAAUUAGUUUUUUUAGAUGAUUUUUGAUGUUUUUGCAGAUAUAGUUGAUGUGUUCAUGCAUGAGUUGUACAGACGUCAUCAUUUAUAUCGUAACAUGAGUAGCGGAUGGUGAUAGUAUGGUGCUGAUUGAUCAUGUUGGUGAAUGUUUUCAAAUCUAGUUACUAGGUUAGGAUUAUAAUAAUCAGGAUUUAAGCAUAAAAAUUAUGUGUUUUCUAUUGAUUUUUGUUUUAUGUUAUAUAUUGUGAUCAUAUGGAUGUAUGAAAUAAAGCAUAUUUUACAUGUUCAUGUGAAAACCUAAUGAACUGUGGCUACUCCUU